Messenger RNA from Poecilia latipinna (sailfin molly), 918 nucleotides. RefSeq names its product DNA-binding protein Ikaros-like. Lineage: Eukaryota; Metazoa; Chordata; Actinopteri; Cyprinodontiformes; Poeciliidae. Gene Ontology annotation, biological process: regulation of transcription by RNA polymerase II. The annotation marks the transcript as partial. The transcript is spliced from 3 exons. Gene Ontology annotation, molecular function: DNA-binding transcription factor activity, RNA polymerase II-specific; RNA polymerase II cis-regulatory region sequence-specific DNA binding. The record is from RefSeq and is a predicted model, not a curated record.
CUCUGAAGUUGGUUGCAAUCUCCAAGAAGAAGAAUGAAAACAAGGGAAACUGUCCUGAAGCUUCUGGGCAUUCAUAAAUUUCUACCUUGUCUUCGCACGUCUAUAAUAUAAAGAAAAUGACUGACGCUAUUUGUUGGGAGCCAGAUUGCAUCCAGCCGGACUUAUUAAUGCCUACAGACAAAACCUCUGGAAGAGGAGAUUCCUCCAACACCUUCUUCAUGGAGACCGGUUUUGGAAAUCUCGUCCCUCGGUCUGUCUGUGUGAACCUUGAGUCCACCAUCAUUGAUGAUGAAGAGAUGCUGAUGGUUAAAGAAGAAGCCCCAAAAUACCAAAAACCUAAUGUGGAGCUGCAUGGCACAAAGACCUACCACAUAAAGGAGGAAGAGGAGAGAGUCUGGAUCAGUCAGGGGGAAGAGCUGCGAAAUGUGAAGGAGGAGACAGAAAGUGCCAUAAAGAGUGAGAAUGAUGAACAAUCCCCUCUGCUCUCACAGUUUUAUCAAGGCCAAAUUAAAGACAGAGAACUUCCAGAAGAAAACAAUGGUGGAGAUUUCAUCAAGACAGAAGAUUAUAAAGAUGAUUCCAACUUCUUCGCAUCUGAAGACACCAAGAAGGAGGAAGAGGACGAUGAUGUAGAGCUGAAACACUUGUCAGACUCUGGACUGAAAACCAAAGGCAUGGCCAGAGCUCCUGAGUCAGAUGGAGAACUUGUUAGGAAACCAAAUUCAGAAAUGGCGUCUCCAGGGUUGCUGGAUAUUAAGACAUGUUUUACAAAGAACAAAAUUGGUGACUCACAAAGGAAGAUAAAAACUGGACAGAAGUUUACCUGUGAAGACUGUGGCAAAACAUUUAUUAGAAAACAUCAUUUAAAGACACACAUGAGAAUCCACACAGGACAGAAACCUUUCAGUUGUGAUCUUU